AUGGCCGCCAUUCACACCGUUGCCUUCGCCUACCUGUUCGUUGGAACUGCGUUGGCCUAUGAUGGAAUCGGGGAACAUCAUCGGGUUGUCAGAGAUCCUUUUGCGCCAGAUGUAGGAGUUCGACAUCCUUCGAGAACUAUUGACCAGCCGGAAGCAGCGGAACCGUCGAAGAAAAUACAUCAGGCUGAAUCAGACGGAGAAGUGUUUUCAUCCGAUAAGCUGGGUGGCCAUCUGAGGACAAAGAGGAGCGGCAGUCAUCGGAAAAGCCCAGGAAAAAGGUCGAGACAACGACUGCCUACUUAUGAGGAGGUCGACCCGAAUCGUAAUGGCCUGUUGAAGGACAUCGGAUCAAUAAACGUCGGCUUGGCCGUUGGAGUUGGCGUACCUGGCACGAGUCCAUGCGGGUUGAGCAAGGUGAGGUGCGGUUUUGGCGAAUCUGGACUUGCAGGACAACUUCCAAUUGGACAGGAUAUCUAUCCCAGACAGGUACGAUACCAGAUCGCGUUAUUUUUACAUGAGGUCUAU
This is a messenger RNA of Ostertagia ostertagi, 525 nucleotides long. NCBI's taxonomy places the organism in Eukaryota, Metazoa, Nematoda, Chromadorea, Rhabditida, Trichostrongylidae. The record is from the annotation of a GenBank genome assembly.